Molecule: messenger RNA, 456 nt
Organism: Aphanomyces invadans
Lineage: Eukaryota; Oomycota; Saprolegniomycetes; Saprolegniales; Verrucalvaceae
Exons: 3
Coding region: 1-456 (151 amino acids)
Source: RefSeq, a predicted model, not a curated record
AUGGCCAUGACGCUGGUCGAGCAGCUUGCGUUCGACGUGGCGUCCAUCAUGAUCGGAUGGCUGCCAAACGCAGUGCUGUCGUUGGCAGUUCACAACGUGCUGUUGACGCUCAACGUGAUUGUGUACUCGAUUUCCAUCGGCCGAUUGCUCUGGUUCAAAGUGGCGGCGACAUCAGUAGUGGAGCCACCCCAUGUGCCCCAACAUUACAACACAUUGCCCCUCGAUGCAAGCAUGGAGAAAUCGCAGCCAUCACCAAUCGACAAUGCCACCCCCCAUGUAGGGUUCGUGCCCGUCGGAACGCCAGGGACCACGACCACCGCCAGUGAACUCAAUCCCCCGGCAGUGGAUGCGCCAACGACGCUGUGGACAGAGACCAAGGCCAACUUCGUGCUGGCGUGUCCUCUGGUACGACCUGGUGCUCUCGGCCUCAAGCGACGACCGACCGACUCGCCUUAG